UGGGGAUUUCCUCAACAACACCAGACCACGCCUAAGUCCUUAAAUAUCCUAUUCUCUCAUCACGAAGAAAAUGGGGGGCAAAUCCGCAACCAAGGCCGCUUACUUCGACAAGCUCAAGAGCCUCCUCGAGGAGUACAAGAGCAUCUUCGUCGUUACCGUCGACAAUGUCUCGUCUCAGCAGAUGCACGAGAUCCGUCAGUCCCUCCGUGGAGAGGGUGUCGUUCUCAUGGGCAAGAACACCAUGGUGCGCCGCGCGCUGAAGGGAUUCAUCAACGACUUCCCCGAGUACGAGCGCCUCCUCCCCCACGUCAAGGGCAACGUCGGCUUCGUCUUCACCAACGGCGACCUCAAGGAGACCCGUGACAAGAUCCUCUCCAACCGUGUUGCGGCCCCUGCCCGUGCUGGUGCUGUCGCUCCCGGUGACGUCUACGUCCCCGCCGGAAAUACUGGUAUGGAACCCGGAAAGACCUCUUUCUUCCAGGCUCUCGGUGUUCCCACCAAGAUCGCCCGUGGUACCAUUGAAAUUACCACGGACCUGAAGCUUAUCGAGGCUGGCAACAAGGUCGGUGCCUCCGAGGCCACCCUCCUUAACUUGCUGAACAUCUCCCCCUUCACCUAUGGUAUGGGUAUUGCUCAGAUCUACGACAACGGCAACACCUUCGAUGCCUCCGUUCUGGACAUUGAGGAGUCGCAGCUUCUCAAGGCAUUCUCUUCUGCCAUCACCACCAUUGCCAGCAUCUCGCUUGCGGUUGGCUACCCGACUCUGCCUUCCGUCAUGCACUCCGUUGUCAACUCCUACAAGAAGGUUCUCGCUGUCGCCAUUGAGACCGACUACGACUGGGAGGAGAUCCAGGAGCUCAAGGAUCGCAUUGCCAACCCCGAGAAGUACGCUGCCGCUGCUCCCGCUGCCGGCGCUGCUGGCGGCGCCGCUGCUGCUGAGGCGCCCAAGGAGGCCGCCAAGGAGGAGGAACCCGAGGAGUCCGAGGAUGAGGAUAUGGGCUUCGGUCUGUUCGACUAAACGCACCGUUCUACGCAAAAGCGGCGGAAUGGUUGGUGUCACUUUGCAUUUAUGUUAUCAUGACAUGAACGUCGAACGGCUGCAAUGAAACAUUGGAAAAUGCGAAA
Molecule: messenger RNA, 1125 nt
Organism: Westerdykella ornata
Lineage: Eukaryota; Fungi; Ascomycota; Dothideomycetes; Pleosporales; Sporormiaceae
Product: 60S acidic ribosomal protein P0
Exons: 4
Coding region: 71-1018 (315 amino acids)
Biological process (GO): ribosome biogenesis; ribosomal large subunit assembly; cytoplasmic translation
Cellular component (GO): cytosolic large ribosomal subunit
Molecular function (GO): structural constituent of ribosome; large ribosomal subunit rRNA binding
Source: RefSeq, a predicted model, not a curated record